Rotaria socialis is the source of this 1950-nucleotide messenger RNA. The record is from the annotation of a GenBank genome assembly. NCBI's taxonomy places the organism in Eukaryota, Metazoa, Rotifera, Eurotatoria, Philodinida, Philodinidae.
AUGCCAACAGCUAUGAAAGAUAGAAUGGUCGAUGGUGCUGAAAUACAGGAGCAAAUUCGAACAUUUAACAAUGAAAACAAAGACGUAGGUGUAGUUCGCACACCCAAGAGGCAUCAUUCAGAUGAACAAAGAAGUAUAGAAAGAAAUCAAAUGGUGAUAAUGAACAAUGAUGACGAAGAAUUCGAAACUGUUACGCAUCAGCGAAAAAAAUUUCAAAGGGAACACAAAGACAAACAUUAUGAAGAACAAAAUGACGUCAUAUGCAUGAAUGAUAAAACGAACGACCACCUACAAAAACAACAACAUCAACAAUAUAUACAGAAAAGAAAAACAACAAAUAGCUCACGCACGUUUUACAAUGGAGAAAUGACAGCGAUGAAUCAUCAUCGCUUAAGAAACACAGAAAAAGAAAGAGCUGUCAAACAAACUGAUCAACAAGCUUACAUGAUUAACCAUGAACAUGAACAAAAAACAAGCAUUUCCAACCACGCUCUUCAUUAUGCUGUUGAACAACAUUUACCACCGAUAAAUAUUAAAUGUGAUCCAAAAGUAAUCGACCAAAAGCAAGGCACCAUGCUAAUAAAAGAAUUAUUUUUAAAAAUCGAAAAAAACUUCAAGGAUUUAAAUAAAAACUGUUUAAAACCACUCGGGUUUGAAUACUGGUUUAUAGAUCGUGAUGAAAAUUUACAGUGCGUUACACGCAACGUCGAACUCUUCGUGUUUCUAUGCAACCCUCAAAACUAUCCGGAAAAGUUAUUGAAUACAGCUAUUCACCCAAAUCCUCCAAAACGACUUCCUCCACAACGGUCAGCUAUACUCAAGUACGUACCAAAAGACAUUCAUAUCGACGAUAUAAAAAAGGAAAUAUCUUCCAAAUACAAAUCACUGUUUAACAUCGAAGAAAUGCGAGGAACGAUAGGUGCCAGAAAUCGUCAUAUACGUAUCGAACUAUCGGAACAAAAUGAAUAUAUGGACAUAUUAAACACAGGAACAAUAGCAUUCGAAGGUCAAUUGAUUGAAGUCUCUGAAUUUCUUGCACCACCUCGACUACUAAUAUGUUCACGAUGCAACACACCAGGACAUCUAAAAAAAGAAUGCAAAAACGAUAUUGAUUUAUGUCGAAGAUGCGGCUCAAAUAGAACCGAAGGUGAACACAAAGAAUGCAUUAUCAAAUGUCACCACUGCAAUGGAAAUCAUGAAGCCACCUCCUUCCAAUGUUCAAUCAUCAAUGAUUUUCGAAAAGAACUGAUUCUCAAACUAAAAAGCAGGCCAGAUCUUCUACCGCAGAAUGUUCAACUAUUCAUUCCUACUCAAUAUCGGUCUCAUGGCGAAAAAGGUAAUAGAAUUCUCAUUAAUAAUAAUAUUAUUGAAGGUAAUGCAAGAACAAAACAACAACAACAAUACACGUAUCAUCAGCACUCAAAUGAAUGGCCUCUCUUAUCAAACAACAUCGAUACAACAUCACCAAAUGAAUGGUUGUCACAUAAUACAAAUAGAAAUAGUAUUUGGAGUGACAUGACAAAAUCACAAGAAAUAUUUAACUCGCUCAAAGAGAAAUUCAACAAGCAAGAGACCGAUAUAGCAAAAAGAUAUCAAGAACACAAAUUAAAGUUAGGAUCUAUUUUAUCGGUAAUGUCAGUACAAAUUCAACAACAAAACGAAACCAUCAAAUCGGUAUUUACAACAAUUACUGAACUGAUUCCAAUUGUGACACUUUCACUUGGGAUAUGCCAACAACUCGCUACAACAACAACAACGUCAAACUCAACUGAUCGACAAGUUAAACUACCAUCUGACACAACAACUUCACAAAUUCAAACUUUAAUCAAUUUCCUUAAUGAACAACAUCAAUUAGUAUCAAACAAACAUUUGAAAUUCGUCGAAAAUUUUGAGAAGAACAAUCAACUGCUACAACAUGGAAUUGAACUAUUUACAUCAACAAGUGAAUAA